This is a messenger RNA of Cajanus cajan (pigeon pea), 1517 nucleotides long. Its product is annotated as WAT1-related protein At1g68170. Gene Ontology annotation, molecular function: transmembrane transporter activity. Gene Ontology annotation, cellular component: membrane. The record is from RefSeq and is a predicted model, not a curated record. Lineage: Eukaryota; Viridiplantae; Streptophyta; Magnoliopsida; Fabales; Fabaceae.
CUCACACAAACUUGGUCACUUUGUACGUCUAUCGUUGCUAAACUGCAUAUCUGCUUGAUAUAACAAAGGGACACAAAAAUAUCAUCACGCAAGAAUAUCUUAAUUUCUUAAAUAGUUAUACAUGUACAUAAAAAGGAGUUAAUGAAUCUGUUAGCCGUUUGGUUCCAAUAUUAUAUAACACAAGCUAAUUAAAGUUAAAUAUUGUCAAAACAACAGAGGGUCAGAAGCGGUUACUUCUUGUCCUUCUUCAUGCUGCAUUGCUGCUUUGCCAAUUCUUCUAAAAGCUAGGAUUGUAUUCUAGUCGUAGGGACAGGAAUAUGGAUAAUUUAUACAAAAUUGAAGCCGUGGGUAAUGUGAAACCUAUACUGUUAAUGAUAGUGGUCCAGACUCUAUAUGCAGUGGUGAAUAUCAUGAUAAAGUUGGUAGCAGAUGAUGGAAUGAGUUUGAGUAUUCUUGUUACCUACCGGUUCAUCUUUGCUUCAGCCUUCAUUGUUCCACUUGCUCUUAUCUUUGAAAGGAAAAGUCUGCAAUGUCUUACUGGGCAAGUUCUACUCCAAGGUCUUCUUUGUGGAGUAUUUGGGGGAGCCUUACUGCAAAAUCUCUAUGUUAAAUCCUUGGCCUUGACAUCCGCAGUUUAUGUUACAGCCAUGCUGAACCUCAUCCCUGCUGUCACAUACGUCUUGUCAGUUUUUGUUGGAUUUGAGAAGUCAAAUCUUGGAACAGUAGGUGGGAUGGCGAAGUUGGUGGGAACAUUAACAGGAAUUGCGGGUGCCAUGAUCCUAACUUUCUACAAAGGAAGAAGGCUAUGCCUUUGGUCAACAUACAUUGACUUGUCGCACCAUGCCACAUCACCACCCACUGCCCCCACCGGUUCUCUUCUGUGGGGCUGCAUUCUAGCUUUUGCAGCCACUCUCAGUUACUCCUUGUGGUUGAUAGUCCAGACAAAGAUGAGCCAGAAGUUUCCGUGGCACUACUCAAUUGCAGCUUUAACCUCUGUAACGGCCUCAAUCCUAUCCGUUAUAUUUGCACUUUGUACGGAGAGAGAUUGGAGCCAGUGGAAACUUGGUUGGAACUUGAGGCUUCUAACAGCAGCUUCUGCGGGUAUCUUUGCCUCUGGAGUGUGCUAUACCCUACUAGCAUGGUGUGUGCGCAGGAAGGGACCUUUAUUUGCGUCUGCUUUUAGUCCUCUAAUGCUGGUGGUCGUGACCCUUGCCGGGCCAUUGGUACUAGAUGAGUGUCUCAACAUUGGAAGUUUAACAGGAUCAGUGUUGAUUGUGGGUGGAUUGUACAUGUUGUUGUGGGGUAAAAGCAAGGAAACACCAAGGGAGCUGAGUGAGAUGGUGUCCUCAAAAGGCUCUCCCCAAUGUGAUCCAAUUCACAUUAUUAAUAACCCAUCUUUGGCAUGCAGCCAAAGGAAUCAUGACAACAAGAUUCUACCAACUGUUCCUUCUUGUACACCGUUAAGUGUCAACCAUUCAUAAGACGAAAUUCAACAAUUGAAUCUGUUGUCCUGAUAA